Heteronotia binoei (common prickly gecko) is the source of this 2975-nucleotide messenger RNA. RefSeq names its product polypeptide N-acetylgalactosaminyltransferase 17 (gene GALNT17). Lineage: Eukaryota; Metazoa; Chordata; Lepidosauria; Squamata; Gekkonidae. Bases 31 to 1830 code for a protein of 599 amino acids. The record is from RefSeq and is a predicted model, not a curated record. Gene Ontology annotation, cellular component: Golgi apparatus. The transcript has 11 exons.
GGCGGCCCUCCCCACCUGGGAUGUUCUUUGAUGGCUUCUUUGAGGAGAGUCAAAGUCCUGCUGAUCUUAAACUUGAUCGCCGUGGCCGGCUUCGUCCUCUUCCUGGCCAAGUGCAGGCCCGUCGCCGUCAAGAGCGGAGGAGACGGCUUCCACGAGAUCCACCCCCGGGCGGAAGUGGCUAACUUGACCGUCCACGCCGUGAACCCCGUCCAGGAGGCCGUCUUGAAGCGGCUCUCGCUUCUGGAAGACAUCGUCUACAGGCAGCUCAAUGGUCUGUCAAAAUCCUUGGGCCUCAUCGAAGGCUAUGGUGGCCGUGGUAAAGGUGGACUACCUGCUACCCUCUCCCCAGAGGAGGAAGAAAAAGCCAAGGGGCCGCAUGAGAAAUACGGCUACAAUUCCUACCUCAGUGAGAAAAUAUCACUAGACCGUUCCAUACCGGAUUACCGGCCAACCAAGUGUAAAGAGCUGAAAUACCCCAAGGAUCUUCCACAGAUUUCCAUCAUUUUUAUCUUUGUGAAUGAGGCGUUGUCGGUCAUCCUGCGUUCGGUGCACAGUGCAGUGAAUCAUACGCCCGCUCACCUCCUGAAGGAGAUCAUCCUCGUUGAUGACAACAGUGAUGAAGAGGAAUUGAAGGCACCCCUAGAGGAGUACGUCAACAAGCGAUACCCCGGCCUUGUGAAGGUAGUACGCAACCAAAAAAGGGAAGGCCUGAUCCGCGCUCGCAUCGAAGGCUGGAAAGUUGCCUCUGGUCAGAUCACUGGCUUCUUUGAUGCACAUGUGGAGUUCACAGCAGGCUGGGCCGAACCAGUUCUCUCACGAAUCCAGGGGAAUCGGAAAAGGGUUAUCCUUCCUUCGAUCGACAACAUCAAGCAGGACACCUUUGAGGUUCAGCGAUAUGAAAAUUCAGCCCAUGGAUACAGUUGGGAGCUGUGGUGCAUGUACAUCAGCCCGCCGAAGGAUUGGUGGGAUGCUGGAGAUCCCUCAUUACCAAUCAGGACCCCGGCAAUGAUCGGGUGUUCGUUUGUUGUGAACCGGAAGUUCUUUGGAGAAAUAGGCCUCCUGGAUCCUGGGAUGGAUGUCUAUGGUGGGGAAAACAUAGAGCUUGGUAUUAAGGUGUGGCUCUGCGGUGGCAGCAUGGAAGUCCUCCCCUGCUCUCGAGUGGCACACAUUGAACGCAAGAAGAAACCUUACAACAACAACAUUGGCUUCUACACAAAGAGAAACGCCCUGCGGGUGGCUGAGGUGUGGAUGGAUGAUUACAAAUCGCACGUGUACAUUGCGUGGAACUUGCCGCUGGAGAAUCCAGGAAUUGAUAUUGGGGAUGUUUCAGAGAGAAAAGCACUAAGGAAAAGCUUGAAAUGCAAGAACUUCCAGUGGUACUUGGACCACGUCUACCCAGAAAUGAGGCGAUACAACAACACCGUUGCAUACGGGGAGCUCCGCAACAACAAAGUGAAAGAUGUUUGCCUGGACCAAGGACCGCAGGAGAACCACACAGCGAUCCUGUAUCCAUGCCACGGGUGGGGCCCCCAGCUUGCCCGCUACACCAAAGAAGGAUUUCUUCACUUGGGUGCUCUUGGGACCACGAUUCUCCUGCCCGAUACCCGAUGUCUAGUGGACAACAUGAAAAGCCAUUCCCCCCAACUCCUCGAUUGCGAGAAAGUCAAGAGCAGUCUCCAUAAGCGCUGGAAUUUCAUACAGAACGGCGCAAUUAUCAAUAAAGGGACAGGACGCUGUUUGGAAGUUGAGAAUAAAGGCUUGUCGGGGAUGGAUCUUAUCCUCCGCAGCUGCACAGGACAAAGAUGGACAAUUAAGAAUUUCAUCAAGUAGAAAUCUCGCCCUUUGCUGACGAACGAAUGGAAAUGAACUCUCGCAAAGGGCCAUUUCAAAGCAAACCCCUUUGCCCUAUUCACAUUAUCAGGGAAGGAUUUUAAGGGAAGAGAAGACAGAUUAAUUUUUUUUUAAAGCUUUUAUUUAUUGAACCGUUCUUCUCUCCACAGCUUUUUCUCUCAAAUGGUAUUCCCUGUUUCUUUUGGAGUGCAACGCUAAGGAUAAUUUCCUGGCCCUUGGCUGAAGUGCCAGCAAAGGGUGCAAGAGGAACAGAGAAUAAACCUUGGCUUUCUUAAAGCCUGCAUUUUCAGGCGAGCUAGACAACCAUGUGAUAUAAACAUAAUCUCCCAAGCUGCUGAAGGAUCCUUUAAAAACUCGGUUUUUCAGUCUUCUUCCAAACUGAUUGUGCAGCUUUGAAAAUCCUGCAGGGAAACCUGAACUUCUUAAAACUACAUUUCAGGAAGCUCCAUGAGGAAAAAAAAGAAAACCCUUUUCUCCUUGCACAGUUGUUGGAUUAUCAUAGUCAAAGUAAAAAAAAAAAAAAAAACCUCCCUCAGACGUCAACAAGUGUGCAGAAUGACAACACGGCUUCUGUGUGCGUUUCUGUUCAUCUUUCUGUCGGUCUUCAUGAAAGAGUGCACUAUUUUUGACAAGGAAUAUUUUAAUGAAGACUUGCUUACCGCCAGCAUUGAAGCGACAGGAUUAAUUUUGGGCUUGUGUGGUUUCUAAAGUGUAAUAAGUAGAACAUCAUUUUUAAAGGGGGAUUUUAAUUUGUGUGAUGUGCUUUAGAGAACAGAAAACGCCCCUCGUCUUACGUGUCAGAAAUGUAUUUCCUGUUACUGUGGACCAUUUUGCCACACACUUGUCCUCUUUCUUAACCACUGACUGAUGAGGAAAAAUACCAGUUUCAUUCUCACCACCAUAGAUAUAGCAAAAAAGGCGGGAAAAUGAGGGAACCUUUCCCUCUCACCGUUGAUUUUGCAUGUUUGCAAUGGGGAUGUUUCUGAUAUUUUCUGAUAUAUUCCGGUAUUUUCCUCAUCUGAUAUUUCUCCUCAUCAAAAUUACAUGCAUUCAAAAUGCUCAAUUGUUCUCGUUUUAUUUCCAGAUUGUGUACAUGACACAGUAUAAAGUACAAGCUGACAUCA